Messenger RNA from Chanos chanos (milkfish), 3022 nucleotides. RefSeq names its product glutamate receptor, metabotropic 8b (gene grm8b). The record is from RefSeq and is a predicted model, not a curated record. The transcript is spliced from 10 exons. Bases 16 to 2511 code for a protein of 831 amino acids. Gene Ontology annotation, cellular component: membrane. Gene Ontology annotation, molecular function: G protein-coupled receptor activity. NCBI's taxonomy places the organism in Eukaryota, Metazoa, Chordata, Actinopteri, Gonorynchiformes, Chanidae. Gene Ontology annotation, biological process: G protein-coupled receptor signaling pathway.
CACCGUCUGGAGGCCAUGCUGUUUGCCAUUGAUCUCAUCAACAAAGACCCCGACCUGCUGCCCAACAUCACUCUCGGGGCACGUAUUCUGGACACCUGCUCACGUGACACCUACGCCCUGGAACAGUCGCUCACUUUUGUGCAAGCGCUGAUUGAGCGGGAUUCCUCUGAUGUACGCUGUGCUAGUGGAGAGAUGCCCAUUUUUGCCAAACCCGACAAGAUUGUGGGUGUGAUUGGAGCUGCGGCUAGCUCUGUCUCAAUUAUGGUGGCAAACAUCUUGAGACUGUUCAAGAUUCCUCAGAUCAGUUACGCGUCCACCGCUCCCGAGCUCAGCGACAACACCCGCUAUGAUUUUUUCUCACGGGUCGUGCCCCCGGACUCCUACCAGGCCCAGGCCAUGCUGGACAUCGUCACGGCGAUGGGCUGGAACUAUGUGUCCACACUGGCCUCAGAAGGGAAUUAUGGGGAGAGCGGGGUGGAGGCCUUUGUGCAGAUCUCCCGUGAGUCUGGUGGUGUAUGUAUAGCCCAGUCUCUGAAGAUCCCCCGAGAGCCCAGACCUGGAGAAUUUGAUAAAAUCAUUCAGCGGCUGCUGGAGACACCAAACGCUCGUGCCAUCAUCAUGUUCGCGAAUGAGGAUGACAUAAGACGCAUUCUGGAUGCAGCCAAACGCAACAAUCAAACAGGCCACUUCCUAUGGGUGGGGUCUGACAGCUGGGGCUCAAAGAUAGCCCCCGUGAUCCAACAGGAGCGAGUGGCAGAGGGGGCAGUUACCAUCCUGCCAAAGAGAGCAUCCGUGGAAGCUUUUGACCGAUACUUCCGAAGCCGAUCUCUGUCCAACAACAGGAGGAAUGUUUGGUUUGCAGAAUUCUGGGAAGAGAACUUUGGAUGCAAGCUAGGGAUGCAUGGUAAACGUCCUGGCAGCCCCAAGAAAUGCACUGGCCUGGAGAAAGUGGGCAGGGACUCAAGUUAUGAGCAGGAGGGGAAGGUGCAGUUUGUGAUGGAUGCUGUGUAUGCCAUGGCCCAUGCUCUACACCGCAUGCACAGAGACCUGUGCUCUGGAACCCCUGGUCUCUGCCCUCGCAUGAGUAACAUCGAUGGCAAAGAACUGCUCGGCUACAUCCGAGCCGUCAACUUUAACGGCAGUGCCAAAACUCCCGUUGUAUUUAAUGAAAAUGGGGAUGCUCCAGGGCGCUACCAUAUCUUCCAGUAUCAGAUCACCAAUGGAUCAACAACGGAGUAUAAAGUUAUCGGUCACUGGACAGAUCAGCUGCACUUAAAUAUGGAUGCCAUGCAGUGGGCUAGUGGAGACUCCAGUAUACCCACCUCAGUGUGCAGCUUACCUUGCCAAACGGGUGAGCGGAAGAAGAUUGUAAAGGGUGUGCCCUGCUGCUGGCACUGUGAACGUUGUGAGGGAUAUCACUACCAGGCCACGGAGUUCACCUGCCAGCUCUGCCCUUAUGAACAACGCCCCGAUGCCAAUCGCACUGGGUGCCAGCCCAUUCCCAUCAUAAAGCUGGAGUGGAGUUCACCAUGGGCAGUGGUACCUGUUUUCAUUGCCAUCCUUGGCAUCCUCGCCACCACUUUUGUAGUUGUCACCUUCGUUCGCUACAAUGACACGCCCAUCGUGCGGGCGUCUGGACGUGAAAUGAGCUACGUGCUGCUGACGGGAAUUUUCCUCUGCUACGUCAUCACUUUCCCCAUGAUUGCCGCUCCUGAUGUGGCUGUCUGCUCUUUCCGCCGGGUGUUCCUGGGUCUGGGCAUGUGCUUCAGCUACGCCGCUUUACUCACCAAAACCAACCGCAUCCACCGAAUCUUUGAGCAGGGAAAACGCUCGGUGGCCGCGCCCCGGUUCAUCAGCCCCGCCUCUCAGCUGGUCAUCACUUUCAGCCUGAUCUCUGUGCAGCUCCUGGGUGUGUUUGUGUGGUUUGUGGCAGACCCACCUCACACAGUGGUGGAUUAUGGCGAACAGCGAACGCAGGACCCUGAAAAUGCUCGUGGAGUGCUCAAAUGUGACAUAUCAGAUCUCUCUCUGAUCUGCUCACUGGGUUACAGUAUCCUGCUGAUGGUCACAUGCACUGUCUAUGCUAUCAAGACCAGGAGUGUGCCAGAGACCUUCAACGAGGCCAAACCGAUUGGAUUUACCAUGUACACCACCUGCAUCAUCUGGCUGGCUUUCAUCCCAAUCUUCUUUGGCACGGCACAGUCUGCGGAGCGGAUGUACAUCCAGACGGCAACACUGACCGUUUCUCUGAGCUUGAGUGCCUCGGUGGCCCUUGGGAUGCUCUACAUGCCCAAAGUCUAUAUCAUCAUCUUUCACCCUGAGCAAAACGUACCCAAACGCAAACGCAGCUUCAAGGCCAUCGUCACUGCUGCAACCAUGUCGAGCAAACUCAGCCAGCUGGCCAGUGAGAGACCAAACGGAGAAGUUAAGACAGAACUCUGCGAGAACAUGGACGCCAACAUCCCACCAUCAAAAACCACUUAUGUCAGCUACACUAACCAUGCCAUAUGAGGACCCAGGCUGAACAGAAGAUUCUGGGAUUGUUUACCAUCAGACAUGGAUGUCUCUGGCUCAGAAAUAAUAAUGACCUGUGUCAGCCCCAUAAAGCAUGAGACAUUAAUGUUGUCAAUGGUAAAGCAGACAAAUUGUUGAAAAGAUACAAUGAAAUGGAUGCAUUGGAUUUCCUUGAAUCCACACUAGUGGCUGUACUGCGACCAAACAGAGGAGACAAAGACUACUUCUCACUCAAGACAGUUGACAUGAAGAGGAUGCCAUGCAAAAAGUAAAAAAAGAAAAAAUAGAAAAAGAAGAAGAGAAUUUAAAAUAAAUAAAAAUCAUUGGAGUCAACCAUGUCAAUUGUUAUUCUAAUCGUAAGUAUUUGUGGUCGUGAAGAUUUUUCAUUCCUAUCAGUGUCUGACCUGAAAUGCAAAAUGCAUUCGUCUCUUGUGUCGGCUAUCUUGGUUUGUAGCCCUGGGUUGUGAGUCUGUAAAUGCCAUGACUGAAGCAUGCCAAUUUUUAUACA